CCCCUGCACUGGCGAUCACUCAGCUAAGGGCCUUUCAGUUUGGCACCGACUGCCACCAUGGACGAGUCCGCGUUCAGCUCGGGAAGCAUGUACUCCAGCGGCGAGGAGGAACAGCUGGCCAACGAGGGCCUCCGGUUGAGCCGUUCCGUACGGUGGCGCGAACGCACCCGACACCACGUGACCUUCGAACCCGCCCUGAUGCUGUUUUGCUUCGCGAUCGCGCUGUCCGAGAUCCAGCUGAGUCAGCAGAUCAUCUACCAGACCUGCCGGGUGCAGGGCUACGAACGGAGCGACUGUCUGCUGGUCGGAACGGAAGACAGUCCGAGACCGGCUGUGCAGGAGAUCGAAGCGCAGGUCCAGCCGGCGGCGGCCAGUGUGACCACAGUUAUUGUGGUUAUCAAGUCAGUGGUGCCGGCCGCGGGGGCUCUGCUGCUGGGCGCCUGGGCCGAUCGUUACGGGCGCAAGCCGGUCGUGCUGAUUGCGGGUUGCGGCCUCCUUCUCACCUACUUCGCCCUAACCAGCCUCAACUAUCUGUCCUCGUUCGUGGAGGUCAACCCGUGGUACUAUGUCCUAGCCUAUGUGCCCUUUUCCAUCCCCGGUGGAAUGCCAAUUCUUGGAGCGACCAUCUUUGCCUUCAUCGCAGACAUCACCAACGACCAGAAUCGCACCAUCCGGAUGGGCUUUGUGACGGCUUCGAUCCUCACCGGUGUCAUGGCCGGAACCUACGCCAGCCGUUACGUCCUCGAGUGGACCAGCGUGACGGCGCUGUUUGUGAUGGCCACGUGCUGCAUCGUGGUGGGACUGGUCUACAUUGCUCUGUUCGUUGAGGACAGCAUCGUUCCGAGUGCCGACAGCGAGCUGGGUUCCAGCUUGGCCAAUCUGUUUUCGACCGGGUUGGUUCGGGAGAUUGUGCAGUCGGGGCGCCGUAAGCGAUCCAGAUUCGUUUGGGUGAUCCUCUGGUUGGUUGUGGUUACCAGCGGACUAAUGGAACUGGCCGCGGGAAGUGGCCUCGUGGGGUACAAAUUCACCCACAGGAAGUUCGAGUGGGGAAGGCAUCAGUACGGUCACUUCCAGCUGGUUGACCAAUCGCUGGUGAUAUUGGCUAAUCUGGUGGGAAUCCCGAUGCUGAAGAAGAUUUUCGAUUGGCCCGACACGCUCCUGGCCCUCAUCUCCGUAUUCAGCUUCGUAAUUUGUUCCAUCUGGAAGGGACUAUCCUCAAACGGAUGGCAGCUGUUUUUGGCCACCGGAAUGACUGGCCUAAAGGGAAUGGAGGCUGCUGCGUUACUCUCGGUGUGCUCGUACCUGCUGCCUUCCAGUGAGAUUGCCAAGUUCUUUGGAAUUGCGAUGGCAAUUGUUGGGCUGGUUCCGUUGGCAUCGGAAGCACUUUUUGUGAGCUUCUACGAAGUGACGAUGAUGGCCAAUCCGGAGGCGUUUAAUUUUUUGACGGCUGGAAUUUACGGUGGAGCGUUGUUGGUUUUGGGAAAGCGGCGUUAUCCAGACAUCAGAUACGAACCAACCAUGGACAGUGAAGGAAGCAAAUCUUCCAGCAGCGUCAACUGCAACGAGCGUACGCCACUAGUUCAAACGACGGAAGAUGAAGGUACCGGGUUCAGUUCCAGCUCCGGUAGCAGCGUGUUCAAAAAAGUAAAGUGCGUGGUCAUUGAACCAGUAGCCGUAGUGUUGUGUUUCGGUUGGAGUAUUUCAGGUAUCGUGCUGGCAAAUCAAAUCAUCGUCCAAACGUGUCAAUAUCUCGGUUACAACAAAACCGAAUGCUCGCUGCUGGGGACGAAUGUCGCCAACAAAUCGGAAGAUCUGAUCGCCCUGGAAGCCCGCGUGCAACCGACGGCGGCGCAGAUCUCGAUGGUGGCUAACAUUAUCAUCUCGGUGCUUCCGGCGCUGUGUGGGCUGCUGCUGGGGCCGUGGUCGGAUCGGUUCGGACGGAAACCGGUGAUGGUUAUACCGUGUGUGGGCUACAUUCUCACUUACCUCGCCAAGGCCGCCAUAUGCUGGCAAUCGGCGAUCACCCCGCUCAAUCCGUGGCUGUACGCGGUGGCCUACCUGCCGGCGGCCCUGACAGGUGGCACCAGCGUCGUCUGCGCCGGUCUGUUCAGCUUCCUGACGGACGUGACCACCGAGCACGACCGAACGGUUCGGAUGGGCAUCCUGCAGGCUUGCACACUGGCGGGGGCAUUCGUUGGGAUGAUGUCCAGCAGUUUUAUUUUGGAGAUGACCAGCUCGGUGGCUGUGUUUGUGCUUUCUGCUUUGGCCAUGGCUUUUGGGGCGGUUUAUGUGCUGGUGUUUAUUGAGGACAGUGUGACGCCGAGGGUUGGGGAUGUCCGGUUUGGCGGUUGUGGCAAGUUGAGGGAGAUCUUCCGGUUGGAUUUGCUGAGGGACAUGUUCAAUACGUUUUUCAAGGCGCGAUCUGGGUAUGAUAGGGGGAUCAUCUGGUUGACGGUUUGCAUCGGGGCGUUUACGGUGCUUGGAUCCGGUGGGGGUAACGUGUUUUAUCUGUUUACCCGACGGAAGUUCGAUUGGACGCUGGAGGACUUUACCUUGUGGCAAUCGGCGGACUUGAUGGCGAUUAUUGUGGGGAACUUUCUUGGGAUUGCCAUCCUGAAGAAGAUCUUCAAAGUUCCGGAUAUUGCAAUCGCAUUUCUGUCGAUUCUCUGCUUCGUGAGUGACUCCUUCAUCAAGGGACUGGCCAGUCACGGAUGGCAACUGUACCUGGCCACCGGGAGUACCCCGCUCAAGGGUACCGAAGGGGUGGCGUUGAUGUCGAUUUCUUCCAGCAUUCUGCCGUCGCACGAUAUCGCCAAGAUCUACUCGAUGGCCAUGUCCAUCACGGCCAUUGUGCCGCUGGCUGGGGCUCCGCUGUUUACCUAUAUUUACAGCCGAACUCUGGAGAACGCGCCGGAACUGUUCAACUUUGUUGCGUCCGGCAUUUACUCGGUGAAUUUGCUGUUUGUUGGCAUCAUUCACAUCCUCCUCAAAGGACGGCAGCGCCACCACCGACUAUACAACGAAUCUUCAAUAUCUUCGGAAGAGGACGAUCCCGUAGCCUAACCUAGCCAGUGAGAGUGCUCCUUAAAGACGAAAGGAAAUGUGAUAUUCAGUGCUUAGUACAACGUCUUGGUGCUAAUGAUUGGUGUAAAUUUUUAUUUUUAUAGGAAAUAAACUGUGAUGUUCGGAUCAUUAAA
Molecule: messenger RNA, 3197 nt
Organism: Culex quinquefasciatus (southern house mosquito)
Lineage: Eukaryota; Metazoa; Arthropoda; Insecta; Diptera; Culicidae
Exons: 8
Coding region: 58-3063 (1001 amino acids)
Biological process (GO): transmembrane transport
Cellular component (GO): membrane
Molecular function (GO): transmembrane transporter activity
Source: RefSeq, a predicted model, not a curated record